GGCUCUUUGUGGAAACGCUAACCUAAGUUUUGAGUCGGUGGAGGUCGGUGUGCUAACCUCCUCUCUCCAGCCGCUCUAGUGAGCUGUGCUCCAGCGUUUUUGGGGGUCAGUGAAGGGUAGACUGACAUCACCCCGCUUUCCCCUUUUUGGAAAAAUGUCUUGAUAUUUGCUGUGACAGGGGCAGCCUGGAACUAGCCUUUCCCACACCUUUGGCAGGAUCGCCUGUCAGUGUCUCCCACACACUUUGUCCUGGCAAAACCCGCUGCUCAGAGAGCAGGUGGUUUAACUCUGAACUUGCCCACCCAGUUUGCCUAUCAAGGGGUCCUUUCAUGCUCUUUCCCACUAAUACUCAGCUAGGGAGCCUACUUGGAGAGGGGGCAGAAGGAAGGAGACAGGCAGGGGUCCCUGCCACCAUCCAGAGUUCCUCAGACCCUGGCACAAAGGCCUUGGCUCUGGGCCUCCAUGUGGGGAGGAGGGGCAGGAGUGCCUGGCCACAGUAUGACCUUCAGAGGCCCCCAGAGAAGGGCACCUGGCCAGGCCCUGCCUAGAACCUCCCCAUCUGGGAGGGGGUUCAAAGUUUCUUUUCCUUUCUCCAUUGGGGCCGAGAUAGAGGACCGAGGGAGAAUGUCACGAGGCUGUUGAGCCUGGUAGUUGAGGGCCUGAGGAGCAGAAUCCAGGGCCUGCCUGAGGGAGCUGCAGUGGGAGGCUAGCUCUUGAGAAGGGCCACCUCUGACCUUGGCCCUGGUGGCGAGGCUGAGGGCCCUGGAGAGACUGCAGUUGGGGGCUGUUGGUGGAGGAGAGAGACAGGCCAAGGUGGUCCCAGGCUGCACCCACGACAGAAGGAGAGCAGAAAGCCCACGAAGUGGUGAAGUUCAUGGACGUGUACAAGCGCAGCUACUGCCGUCCGAUCGAGACCCUGGUGGACAUCUUCCAGGAGUACCCUGAUGAGAUAGAGUAUAUCUUCAAGCCGUCCUGUGUGCCCCUAAUGAGGUGUGGGGGCUGCUGUAACGACGAGGCUCUGGAGUGUGUGCCCACCUCGGAGAGCAACAUCACCAUGCAGAUCAUGCGGAUCAAACCUCACCAAAGCCAGCACAUAGGAGAGAUGAGCUUCCUACAGCACAGUAGAUGUGAAUGCAGACCAAAGAAAGACAGAACAAAGCCAGAAAAAAAAUCAGUUCGAGGAAAGGGAAAGGGUCAAAAACGAAAGCGCAAGAAAUCCCGGUUUAAAUCCUGGAGCGUUCACUGUGAGCCUUGCUCAGAGCGGAGAAAGCAUUUGUUUGUCCAAGAUCCGCAGACGUGUAAAUGUUCCUGCAAAAACACAGACUCGCGUUGCAAGGCGAGGCAGCUUGAGUUAAACGAACGUACUUGCAGAUGUGACAAGCCAAGGCGGUGAGCCAGGCUGCAGGAAGGAGCCUCCCUCAGGGUUUCGGGAACCAGACCUCUCACCAGAAAGACCGACUAACCAUGUCACCACCACACCAUCAUCGUCACCAUUGACAGAACAGUCCUUAAUCCAGAAAGCCUGACGUGAAGGAAGAGGAGACUCUUCGAGGAGCACUUUGGGUCCGGAGGGCGAGACUCCGGCAGAAGCAUUCCCGGGCAGGUGACCAAGCACGGUCCCUUGUGGAACUGGAUUCGACAUUUUCUUUUACUUGCUGCUAAAUCACCAAGCCCGGAAGAUUAGGGAGUUUAUUUCUGGGAUUCCUGUAGACACACCCACCCACAUACACACACAUAUAUAUAUAUUAUAUAUAUAAAUAAAUAUAUAUGUUUUUAUAUAUAUAAAAUAUAUAUAUAUUCUUUUUUUAAAUUAACUUUGCUAAUGUUAUUGGUGUCUUCACUGGAUGUGUUUGACUGCUGUGGACUUGAGUUGGGAGGAGAAUGUCCCUGCUCGGAUCCUGAGAGGGGAGACAGUGGGAUGAAAGACUCUGGUGUGGUCUUUCGUCUUUUUGCCUGCCAGGGAACGUGUGAGGCCAGGGCACGGGGGCACACUGGCUCACUUCCAGAAACACGACAAACCCAUCCCUGGCCCCGAGUCAAGAGGACAGAAAGAUGGCAGAAAAAGAGACAAAGACGCUGGUCCCAACAGGAGUCUGGGGAGCCUCAGGACAUGGCCUGCUUCGUGGAUCCCGCUACACGCCGCCCUCUGGGCACCGCCUGGAAGAAUCGGGAGCCUGGCCAGCCUGCAGCCCACUCCUCCGCUUCCGAGGUGCCCAGGAGGCCCCCCACAGAGGCUCCUCCUCCUGGGAACCCUUCUUCUCUCCCUACCCCACUUCCUGGGUACAGCCCAGGGGAACCUCGUGUGCUCAGACCAUUGAAACCACUAGUUCUGUUCCCCAGGAGACUUGGCCGUGUGUGAGUGGCUGGCCCUCCCCCACCCCACCCCUUCCCGAGGCACAGAGCAGUGGGGCAGGACCCGCAAGCCCUCACGGAGGCAGAGAAAAGAGAAAGUGUUUUAUAUACGGUACUUAUUUAAUAGUCCUUUUUAAUUAGAAAUUAAAAACAGUUAAUUUAAUUAAAGAGUAGGGUUUUUUUUUCAGUAUUCUUGGUUAAUAUUUAAUUUCAACUAUUUAUGAGAUGUAUCUCUCGCUCUCUUUAUUUGUACUUUGUGUGUGUGUGUGUGUGUGUGUGUGUGUGUGUGUGUAUGAAAUCUGUGUUUCCAAUCUCUCUCUCCCGGAUUGGUGACAGUCACUAGCUUGUCCUGAGAAGAGA
Molecule: messenger RNA, 2712 nt
Organism: Peromyscus leucopus (white-footed mouse)
Lineage: Eukaryota; Metazoa; Chordata; Mammalia; Rodentia; Cricetidae
Gene: Vegfa
Product: vascular endothelial growth factor A
Exons: 8
Coding region: 875-1393 (172 amino acids)
Biological process (GO): positive regulation of protein phosphorylation; sprouting angiogenesis; positive regulation of endothelial cell proliferation
Cellular component (GO): membrane
Molecular function (GO): heparin binding; growth factor activity; vascular endothelial growth factor receptor 1 binding
Source: RefSeq, a predicted model, not a curated record